Otolemur garnettii (small-eared galago) is the source of this 1434-nucleotide messenger RNA. It is a transcript of the gene SLC38A5, whose product is annotated as solute carrier family 38 member 5. Gene Ontology annotation, biological process: glycine transport; serine transport; L-histidine transmembrane transport. Gene Ontology annotation, molecular function: glycine transmembrane transporter activity; L-glutamine transmembrane transporter activity. The record is from RefSeq and is a predicted model, not a curated record. Lineage: Eukaryota; Metazoa; Chordata; Mammalia; Primates; Galagidae.
AUGGAACUCCAGGAUCCAAAGAUGAAUGGAGCCCUCCCUGUGGAUGCUGGAGGCUAUAGGCAGGAACACGAGGGCUUCUUGCCAGGUGCUGCUCCUGGGAGAAAGCCAGUUCAGUUCAUGGAUUUCGAGGGGAAGACGUCAUUUGGAAUGUCAGUGUUCAACCUCAGCAACGCCAUCAUGGGCAGCGGCAUCCUGGGGCUGGCCUAUGCCACACAAACAGGGGUCAUUUUCUUCCUGGCCCUGCUGCUGUGCACCACACUGCUGUCUUCAUACUCCACCCACCUCCUGCUGAUGUGUGCUGGUGUCCUGGUGUUAUCCUGGACAGCAUCCCUGACUCCUCGCUCAACUCUAGAACCCUGGCUGGACGCCUGCAUCAGGGCAUUCAGGCCUGAGGAGAAGGCAGUGGUGGCCAUGGUCAUCUGUCUGCACAAUAUUGGAGCCAUGUCCAGUUACCUGUUCAUCAUCAAAUCUGUUAUUGGCACCUUCCUGAACAUGGAACCCGAGGGGAGCUGGUUCUUGAAGGGAAACUUCCUUAUCAUCAUUGUCAGCAUGCUAAUCAUCCUGCCCCUGGCCAUUAUGAAACCUUUGGGCUACCUGGGGUACAUCAGCGGUCUCUCUCUGACCUGCACGCUGUUUUUCCUCAUUUCGGUCAUCUAUCAGAAGUUCAAGCUUGGCUGUACUAUAGGCCUUAAUGAGACAAUAGUGGAGAGUAACGCCCACCCAGGAGCCUUUAGCCAGGGGUUUAACAGCAGCUGUGAGGCCCAGAUGUUCAUAGUCGACUCCCAGAUGUCCUACACAGUGCCUAUUAUUGCUUUUGCUUUCGUCUGCCUUCCUGAGGUGCUGCCCAUCUACACGGAGCUCUACUGGCCCUCCCAGCGCAGGAUGCAGGCUGUGGCCAGUGUGUCCAUCAGAGCCAUGUUCUGCAUGUAUAGGCUCACAGUGACCUUUGGAUACCUCGCCUUCUACAGCACCGUGAAGGCGGAGGUGUUUCACAUGUAUAGCAAGCAGGAAAAGCUCAUCCUCUGUGUGCACCUGGCCGUGCUGCUCACGGUGACCCUGACUGUGCCAGUUGUGCUAUUCCCUAUCUGCUGGGCUCCGCAACAGCUGCUUUUCCCAAGUAAGGCCUUCAGCUGGCUGCGGCACAUGGUCAUAGCCCUGAUCCUGCUUGUUUUGGUCAAUGUCCUUGUCAUCUGUGUACCAACCAUCCAGGAUAUCUUUGGGGUUGUUAGGUCCACGUCAGCUCCCAGCCUCAUCUUCAUCCUUCCCAGCAUCUUCUACCUCCGUAUUGUACCCUCCAAGGUGAAGCCCCUCUUCUCCUGGCCCAAAAUCCAGGCUCUGUGUUUUGGCAUCCUGGGAGACCUCUUCAUGGCAACCAGUCUAGGCUUUAUGUUUGCAAACUGGGUCACAGGCCAGAGUGGUGUGUCUGGACACUAA